Molecule: messenger RNA, 3078 nt
Organism: Siniperca chuatsi (mandarin fish)
Lineage: Eukaryota; Metazoa; Chordata; Actinopteri; Centrarchiformes; Sinipercidae
Gene: nlrc3l1
Product: NLR family, CARD domain containing 3-like 1
Exons: 6
Coding region: 1-2280 (759 amino acids)
Source: RefSeq, a predicted model, not a curated record
AUGAUGGACGACACUGAAAUAGAGGCGAUGGAAACGCUGUCGGGCAGCUCUUCCCUUGGGGAUGCAGUGUCUGGUAGAGGACAGAGUGCAUCUAUUGAAGAUGAUGGGCUCUACUACAUCCCUGAGAGAAGAGCCUCUCUGGACCUGGGACCAAGUCCAAUGGAUACUACCCACUGGCAUUAUGUGGACCAGGCCUUGUCUCCAGCUCUGAGCUACUGCUCAAUUACAAGUGAGACAAACUCAGACAACAUGGAUGAUGACGACAGAUCCUCCACGAGGGUCCAGCUGAUCAGAGCAGAUUCAUACUCUAGCUGCUACUCCUUGGACAGUGACGAUUGUGAAAAGAGAACCCUCAAGGUUAAAAGCAAAGAUGAUGCUGUCUCAGAACCUUCUGACACACCUGAGUUAAUCCAAGACACAAAUGAGAUUAGGCAUCCUUCUCUGACAGUGGCAUUCACUUUUAAGGCUAUUGGUAAAACCCUUGGGAAGCUGUCUGAGGGGGACAUUAAGAGAUUCAAGAUGAUGCUGUGGAAGCGUUACCCACAGUCAUUCAACACUCCUCCCCAAGGCAUGGACAUGGUGGACCUUGUAGACCGGUUGCUCGAGUGUUACGACCUGGAGGUAUCUUUGCAGAUCACCAAAACCCUUCUUGAGGAAAUUGGCCAAAAGAAGAUGGUUGAUUAUCUCCAGACAUUGUGCAUCAGAAAUGAAGUGCGUCACGAUUUAAGCGAGACUCUGAAGAGGACAUACGGCGAAGUAUGUGAGGAUUUGGCCAUGCAGGGAGAGAAGAGGCCCUUUGACGAUGUCUUUACUAAUCUCCACAUAACCUCAACCUGUGAUAAUGGCCCAAAUAUUGAACAUGAGGUCAUGACCAUAGAAAAGCUGGACAGCAACCGGGAAGAAGCGAAACUGCUUUCUACUAAGGAUAUUUUGAGCGCUGAAAGUCUGGAGCACUCAAACUUAAAGUUCAUAUUGAUCACUGGAGUGGCAGGGUCAGGGAAGUCUAUGGCGGUCAGGAGGUUAGUCCUUGAUUGGAUUGAAGAGCGGUCCCACCAACACGUGUCUUUCUUGUUUCCUUUGCCGUUCAGAGAACUCAAACAGUUUGAGGGUUGUAAAGUCUCCCUGUUGGAAAUAAUACAAAAACUCUACCCAGAAACCAAGAAACUGAGGGAUGAGGAUUAUAGAUGCGAAGACUGCAAAAUAAUGUUUGUCUUUGAUGGUCUUGAUGAGUACAAUGGGACGCUUGACUUUCAAAACACUGAGCUUCUCGGUGACCACACAGAUCCCACCACCCUGAACGUCAUCGUGGUCAACCUCCUGAGAGCGAGGCUGCUCUACCGCGGCCUGUUUCUGGUCACGUCUCGGCCGCAAGUAAAGCGCUGCGUUCCUUGGGACACGCAUUAUGAUGAGAUAGACGUGCGUGGUUUCUGUGACCCUGAAAAGGACGAGUACUUUAAGAAGAGAUUUCAGGACCCAGAUCAAGCAGCUCGAGUUAUUGCAUAUAUCAACUCUUUCAAAACCCUCCGCAUCAUGUGCCACCUACCCUUGUUUUGCUCACUGGUGGCUGAUGAGUGCCAGCAAAUAUUUAGGGUACGGGGGGCACAGGCAGAGCUGCCCAGGAGCAUCACCUACAUGUACACAAAGCUACUGCUUGCACUCACACGUCACCAUCGCAUGUUUAGAGCUCAAGAUCGUAGCCCAGAUAAAGAAAGAGACUUCCUCAUGAAACUUGGAAAGUUGGCCUUCAACAUGCUGGAACAAGGCCAGUUCAAGAUCACCAAGUGCGACUGGAAAGAGAUUGGAAUCAGCGAUAAGGAGGCAGUGAUUAACAGUGGCCUGUGCACACAAUACAUCACAAAGCCACACGUCUUGUUUCAUGAGAAAGUCCUCAGCUUUAUCCACCCCACCAUGCAGGAGUACCUGGCUGCCCUUUAUGCGUUUCUCUCCUUUAGAAACCAGGGGAAGAACAUUUUUGAGCAGCAACUGAAAGAAAAGUUCAAGGGGAUAUUUAAGGGGCACAAGGCGAUGGAGCUGUACAAGAGCGCCGUGGACAGAAGCCUGCUGUGUGAGGACGGCAAACUGGACAUUUUCCUGCGAUUCCUGUUUGGAAUGGCACUUAAGACCAACCUGGAACUUCUCCAACCAUUCUGCACCUCUUCUGUAAAGUGGCCAACAGUCAUUGAAGAUAGUGCUGCCCUCAUCAGGAAGAAGAUCAGAGAAAAUCCGCAUCCUGGCAGGAAUGGCAACUUGCAGCACUGCCUGGAAGAGCUGGGUAUGUGAGCCUGAGGCAGCAUCCAGUUGAUCCGACUCUUUUAAACACUGAUCACUUUGUAAAAUAAUUUUGUUACAAAAUAAAUGUCAAGGCUUCCACUGAAUUGCAAUAGCAGGAAAAAUGUUUAAGACGUGCCUGAUGGAGAAACAUGCUACUAUUCAACCAACAUGUGCACUAAUGGAGCCUUAGGGCCAAACAUAAUCACUUCUCAAGUUCCACAGUUACUGAUGUGGAACCAGAAUCUUUUAAGGAAAUAGGGAUGGUGUGAUUUGAUGUGUGUUCAUAUGGAUUGACAGAAGCUGAGAGAUAUUAAGGGGCCUUAUUUUGGGAGUUUUAUACAAUGAAAGAUUUUUAAAAGACAUUAAUUAUUAUUGCUAGUGUUGCCAGCUGUCUACUGUCGUGCUUGAUAUGACUUAGUCUCAAAAUAGCUUAACUGCACUAUUAACACUAUAUCAUGAGGAACCUGACUAUUGUCCUGAGUCAUAGUAUAAUUUAAAAUAUGCAAAAACUAAAUUAUUGCUACUAUUAUUGCUUGCUGGCUGCGUGUAUUUAUGUUUUGCAGUAAUCAUAUUGAAGAGCUGUAGUUCUGUGAUUGUUUAUCCUACAUAGCUAAAAAGUAUCUGUACUCUAAUCCCUGUAGUUUACAUCACUGCCUUACAUCGAAGUGUUGAUCUCAGUGUAUGUUAUACAGGUUAUGAAAGUACCGACAGUGAUACCUAUUGGAAAAACGUUACCUGUGUGAAAUAAAUGACCUGAUUUACAAUAAAUCUCUAGGGAAACAACCACAGGGUUCCAUCAGCACUGCA